Molecule: messenger RNA, 6329 nt
Organism: Manis javanica (Malayan pangolin)
Lineage: Eukaryota; Metazoa; Chordata; Mammalia; Pholidota; Manidae
Gene: LONP2
Product: lon peptidase 2, peroxisomal
Biological process (GO): protein catabolic process; protein quality control for misfolded or incompletely synthesized proteins
Molecular function (GO): serine-type endopeptidase activity; ATP binding; ATP hydrolysis activity
Source: RefSeq, a predicted model, not a curated record
CCGGGGGAGGGGUCGGAAGUGGCGGCGGGCCCGGGGCUGCGAACUUUGGUCGCGGUCGGGUGGGCCUCGCUGAGCAGUCGGUCCGGCGCCCUGUGACGCCGCUAUUGCGAGCGGCCGCUGCCAUGUCGUCGGUGAGCCCCAUCCAGAUCCCGAGGCGCCUCCCGCUGCUGCUCACCCACGAGGGCGUUCUGCUGCCGGGCUCCACCAUGCGCACUAGCGUGGACUCGGCCCGCAACCUGCAGCUGGUGCGGAGCCGCCUGCUCAAGGGCACGUCGCUGCAGAGCACCAUCCUGGGCGUCAUUCCCAACACCCCCGACCCGGCCAGCGACGCGCAGGACCUGCCGCCGCUGCACAGGAUUGGGACCGCUGCACUGGCAGUUCAGGUUGUGGGCAGUAACUGGCCCAAGCCCCACUAUACUUUACUGAUUACAGGCCUGUGCCGUUUCCAGAUUGUACAGGUCUUGAAAGAGAAGCCAUAUCCUGUUGCUGAAGUGGAACAGUUGGACCGACUCGAGGAAUUUUCCAGCACCUAUAAAACUAGGGAGGAGCUAGGAGAGCUGUCAGAACAGUUUUACAAAUAUGCAGUACAACUGGUUGAAAUGUUGGAUAUGUCUGUCCCCGCAGUUGCUAAAUUGAGACGUCUUUUAGACAGUCUUCCAAGGGAAGCUUUACCAGAUAUUCUGACAUCAAUUAUCCGAACAAGCAACAAAGAGAAACUCCAGAUUUUAGAUGCUGUGAGUCUGGAGGAACGGUUCAAGAUGACCAUACCACUGCUUGUCAGACAAAUUGAAGGCCUGAAAUUGCUUCAAAACACCAGAAAACACAAGCAAGAUGAUGAUAAGCGGGUUAUAGCAAUACGCCCUAUUAGGAGGAUUACACACAUUCCAGGCAGUUUAGAAGAUGAGGAUGAGGAGGAAGAUAAUGAUGACAUUGUCAUGCUAGAGAAAAAAAUACGAACAUCCAGUAUGCCAGAGCAGGCUCAUAAAGUCUGUGUCAAAGAGAUAAAAAGACUCAAAAAAAUGCCUCAGUCAAUGCCAGAAUAUGCUCUGACUAGAAAUUACCUAGAACUUAUGGUGGAGCUUCCUUGGAACAAAAGUACAACUGACCGCCUGGACAUUCGAGCAGCCCGUAUUCUUCUGGAUAAUGACCAUUAUGCCAUGGAAAAAUUGAAGAAAAGAGUGCUGGAAUACUUGGCUGUCAGGCAACUGAAAAACAAUCUGAAGGGCCCCAUUCUGUGCUUCGUUGGCCCUCCUGGAGUUGGUAAAACAAGUGUGGGAAGAUCAGUGGCCAAGACUCUAGGUCGAGAGUUCCACAGGAUUGCACUUGGAGGAGUGUGUGAUCAGUCUGACAUUCGAGGACACAGGCGCACCUAUGUUGGCAGUAUGCCUGGACGUAUAAUCAAUGGCUUGAAGACAGUUGGGGUUAACAAUCCAGUGUUCCUAUUGGAUGAGGUUGACAAACUAGGAAAAAGUCUACAAGGUGAUCCUGCAGCAGCUCUGCUUGAGGUGUUGGAUCCUGAACAAAACCAUAACUUCACAGAUCAUUAUCUAAAUGUGGCCUUUGACCUUUCACAAGUUCUGUUUAUAGCCACUGCCAACACUACUGCUACCAUUCCACCGGCCUUGUUGGACAGAAUGGAGAUCAUCCAGGUCCCAGGGUAUACACAAGAGGAGAAAAUAGAGAUUGCUCACAGGCAUUUGAUCCCAAAGCAAUUGGAACAGCAUGGGCUGACUCCUCAGCAGAUUCAGAUCCCUCAGGUUACUACUCUUGACAUUAUCACCAGGUAUACCAGAGAGGCAGGGGUUCGCUCUCUGGAUAGGAAGUUUGGGGCCAUUUGCCGAGCUGUUGCUGUAAAGGUAGCAGAAGGACAACACAAAGAAGCCAGAUUGGAUCGUUCCGAUGUGACUGAGGGAGAAGGUUGCAGAGAACACAUCUUAGAAGAUUCAAAACCUGAAUCUAUUGAUGAUACUGCUGACUUGGCCCUACCACCUGAAAUGCCAAUUUUGAUUGAUUUCCAUGCCUUGAAAGACAUCCUUGGGCCCCCGAUGUAUGAAAUGGAGGUGUCUGAGCGUUUGAGUCAACCCGGAGUGGCAAUAGGUUUGGCUUGGACUCCCUUAGGUGGAGAAAUCAUGUUCGUGGAGGCAAGUCGAAUGGAUGGUGAGGGUCAGUUAACUCUGACUGGCCAACUAGGAGAUGUCAUGAAGGAAUCUGCCCAUCUCGCUAUUAGCUGGCUCCGCAGCAAUGCAAAGAAAUACCAUCUGACUAAUGCUUCUGGAAGUUUUGAUCUUCUUGACAACACAGACAUCCAUCUGCACUUCCCAGCUGGAGCUGUCACAAAAGAUGGACCAUCUGCUGGAGUUACCAUAGUAACCUGUCUCGCCUCACUUUUUAGUGGGCGGCUGGUACGUUCAGAUGUAGCCAUGACUGGAGAAAUUACACUGAGAGGUCUUGUUCUUCCAGUGGGUGGAAUUAAAGACAAAGUGCUGGCAGCACACAGAGCAGGAUUGAAGCGAAUCAUUAUUCCUCAGAGGAAUGAAAAAGACCUUGAAGAAAUCCCCGGCAACGUACGACAGGAUUUAAGUUUUGUCACAGCAAGCUGCCUCGAUGAAGUUCUUAAUGCAGCUUUUGAUGGUGGCUUUACUGUCAAGACCAGACCUGGUCUCUUAAAUAGCAAAUUGUAGACCCAAAUCUCAACUCCCAUAACUUCAGGUUAUGAGUGCCAAAAGGUACUGGCAAGAUUGAUUUUAUUCACACCGAUAGAGUAAGCAAAAUGUCUCUAAUUUGUGAACAUAAUCAAAACAGUAACAAAUUUCACUCAGGUGGUGGCUAGUGUUUAUUACAGAAAUGUUAAUAAAUUGAUAAAAAUUGAAUUCUUAUCUUUGGUGGGCUCGUUACUGCCCCUGGAAGGGCAGAGAACAGUAUCUCAGUGGGGUCCCCAGAACAGAAGCAUCUGUGCUGAGAACUUGUUAGAAAUGUAAAUUCUCAAGACCCACCAGCUGACCUUCCGGAGGCCCGGAAAUCUGCUUUAAGAAGCCCUCCAGGUGACUGAUGCCGUAUCAAGGUCAAGAACCACUGAACUAGACCAUUACUAGCAGAUUCACAUUUGGACUCUAUUGGCUCCUGAGAACAAUCACUUAGAAGGGAAACUGGACGAAGAUGUAAAUAUCACCAACUGUUAGUGUUGGUGGGAAAUAAAAUAUUCAAGUGAAGCAAACAGAUGAAGCCUGCACUUCCCAGGACAGGUCCUUUCUUACAUAAGGAAGAAACACUCAGUGCUUUUUUUGGGCAGUGGUAUGUGUUAGCACACAUCACAGAAAGAGUGCUGACCUAGCCAGCCUGGGGUGGUGGUUACGCUUGAUAUCCUAACUGGUGCCACUUCCUCCCAUUUGCCUAUGCCAGUUCCCAGAUCUGGUAGACUUUCCAUGCCUCUCUUCUCCCGUGACUUAGUCCACAGUGUUGCUAACUAUGAAGUCAGGUUCUUCUGCUCAACUGCUUGAGACUUUUGUAUCUUAAUUUUCUUUCCCUAUGAAGUACAAAUGGAGUUAAGUCAGUGUUAUUGUGAAGACUGUUAGAUUGCAACAUAAUAUUGAGUGGUACCUAAUUAUCCCAGGCAGUAAUGGACUUCAGAAUCUUGUAUUACAAAAUACCAGAACAGGUAUGUAAAGAUAUUUUGGAAUGUCUUGGAUAAGAAUGGCAUUUGCUAGUUACCCAUAUACUGUGCUCAGAUGUAAAAAAACACUGAAUGUGUUUUGGGAGAUCUGGGGCUUGUUAAGACCAAUGGGAAAGAGCGAGCAUCGAGACAUCUGAGAACAUUUCAUUGACUACUUUAUUGUGAUUUUAUCAUUUCUGUUCUGUCAUCUUACAGGGGAGGAAAAGAAACUAUGAUAAUUCAUUUUCAGCAACCAGAGGGACCUAAUCCACAGCCAGAUUGCUCUGCUUGUUCCACCCAGCAGGGGCUAUAAGGCUGGCUUUACAAAGUGGGACUUAACCUAUACUCCUUCUCAAGAGCCCUAAACAUGCAGCCUCCUGUCUCGUAAGCAAGUGUAUAAUCAGGGACACUACAUUCAUUGUUGUGCAGCCAUCCCCACUGUCUGUAUCUACAACUGUUCAUUUUUAACUGAACUCAGUACCCACUUAACAGUAAUUCCUCAUUCUUUCACCCCCAAUACCCUGGUAACCACCAUUUUACUUUGUGACUUGGCCUAAUCUAAGUAACCUUAUAUAAAUGAACUCAUACAUUUGUCCUUUUGUGUCUGGCAUAUUUGCUUAGCACGUCCUAGGAGUUUACCCAUAUUGCAGCAUGUAUCAUUUUUGUUUAUGACUCAUACUCCAGUUUCCACAUACAUCAUUGGUUGGUGGACAUUUGGGUUGUCCACCUCUUAGCUAUUGUGAAUAGUUCUGUGAACAUGCAUGUACAACUAUCUCUUCAAGCCCCUGCUUUUACAGUUCUUUUGGGUAUACACCCGUAAGUAGAAUUGUUGGAUCACGUGAUUAAUUCUAUGCUUAACUUUGUGAGGAAUCACCAAACUGUUUUCCACCAUGGCUGCACCAUUUGACAUUCCCACCAGCAAUGCACAAAGGCUACAAUUUCUCCACAUCCUAGCCAGCAGUUUAAUAGCCAUCCUAAUGGGUGUGAAGUAGCAUCUCUCCAUCUUGAGUUGCAUUUCCCUUAUGACUAGUAAUAAGUAUCUUUUUCUAGAAUUGUUUUUUAAAAUGUUAUCCAAAGACCCCUAAUGUCACAGUCAGCUGACAUUAGGAUGGUUUUUUUUAUUGAAAAUGUUGAUGGCUCAAAUUCCAAUUCAGUGGACCAGGAGGUGAGGCCUUGGGAUCUGUGUAUUUAACCAGUAUUUUAUAUGCUUUUUAUGUAUGGGCUUUUAAGGCUCUUCAAGUAUUAAAAGUAAACAAGGGUUUAGGAGUAUUGGUAAUCAAGAAAUUCUGUACUACUUGAGGUAGGGUUUUUACUUAGCUCUGCCUCUUCUGUUAAACCUUAAAAUGAACUGUUUGUCAGAGGCAAAGAUUUAUCACUGUGAAAGUGCCUUUAUAGUGAAAAAAUGCCAUCUAAAAGCAAUCAGUACUGAAAUAGUCAACAGAUUUAUAAAUCUGUGACCAUAGUUAAGGUCUCCUCAUCAUGUGAGUGGUGUUUAAAGGAUACUUAGCCUGAAUUUUUUUUAAAUAAGGGAGUGAAACACAAAGUAAAUAUGCUGAGUGAAACACAAAGGUAUCUUUUUCCCUUAACCGUCAAUCAAGAUUCACAUUCUGGUCAUAACACAGAUCCUCUUCAUUGAGAGUGGAUUUGCAAACAGGUUUCAUUUCCAGUGCCAUCUCUGAGUGGUAGUGGUGCUGAAAUGCAGAGAACUCCGAUUCCUAUCUUCUGGACAUUGCCCAGUGAUGGCUAUUCCCCAUGCUAGGUGACUGGUCUGCAUUUAAACCUUACCAAGUGAACCAUGUUGUGAAGUAACUAACUGGAGUGGGCUGACUCCUUUUUUUCCUUUUAUGAACCACUAUAAUGAGGUAAACCAUCCUAAAAUUAAGGAACUUGCCACUGAGCCACGACGAAUGUUAAUUUUGCCAAUUCUCUCCAAAUCCAAAAUUUUUUUUGACUGGGAUGGUUAUAUUCAAACAUCAAGAAGUUUUGUUUUUUUAAUGAAGUAACAUGUUCAAACUCCCCAUAUUUUGGCAGAAAUGAGUUGUAUUUCAGCACCUUUCCUCAUGAAAAUUUGUCUAGCAGCUUAAAAAAUUGACUACAGAAGUGCAGUCAUUAUCCAGUUUGAUAAUUUAUGAUCCAAUGCUAUCCUCCUUUACUUUGUUUUACUAACAUUUAGGAGAUACAAUGAAAACUGCACUACUACUAAAAAAAAAUUUCUUAAGCACCAAAAUGGGAAAUAUUAAAAGGAUCUGAAUAGACAGUACACAAAUCCAGUGAAUGACCACUGAAACGUUUUAAAACAGCUAUAUCAAAAGUUUUAAUUCUAGGAAAAGCUUUAUUUACUAUAAAAAUUCACUUAUUUGGAACACCAAAAAAAGGGCAGGGAAAUUAAUAGGAGAAAGAAGAAUAUUCUAUGACUUAAGAACAAAAAUCUCAAAUGGACCAAGAAAUACAAAGCUACAGAUCCCAUCCCUGUAGGCCAAAAAUAUGAUGACAGCUUUUAGAAGAAAUGUAUUAAAAUGUCAACCUUAUUAGCCAUCACACAAAAUUUACUAUCUAAAUUUGCAUAAAUUAGCAAAACAGGUUACAAUGAAAUGGAAAAUCCUUCACACUUCCCGGUAAGUAUCCACUGAAACCUCUCCAGAAAGCAGUUUUAAAAGUAUCACAACCUUUAAAAAAAAAA